This is a messenger RNA of Alternaria ventricosa, 1791 nucleotides long. RefSeq lists its product as uncharacterized. Lineage: Eukaryota; Fungi; Ascomycota; Dothideomycetes; Pleosporales; Pleosporaceae. The transcript has a single exon. Gene Ontology annotation, molecular function: ATP binding; ATP hydrolysis activity. The record is from RefSeq and is a predicted model, not a curated record. Gene Ontology annotation, cellular component: mitochondrial inner membrane. Gene Ontology annotation, biological process: protein insertion into mitochondrial inner membrane from matrix; mitochondrial respiratory chain complex III assembly. The coding region runs from base 1 to 1791 and encodes 596 amino acids.
AUGGACUUCUCGCGCUUCCAGGCCAUUGUUUCAGAGUUCAACUCUACUGGCAGCAAUAUUACCAGCGGCAGCAUCCCGUCGACCGUUCUAGAGCUGUUCAUACCGGGAUACAGCACUAUCGCGCAACUAACAUCCCGCUACCUUGGAUUCGAUAUCGGAGUCUUUGUGACAAUCUGGCUAGCCAUCGUCGGUGGGUACUAUGGAGGCACGUUUACCUGUGGCAAGGUACGCGAAUGGUUCCACACAUUUUACACAUCAUCCAUCGCCAUUGACGAAGCCGACAUCUUGUUCGACCAUGUGAUGAGAUGGAUAGCAGUGCAGCGCAUGACGACGUCUAGCAGACAUCUGACUGCAGCUACGCGCCGGAUCGGUGAAGUCGAAAACGUAGACGGUGACGACAACGUGUUGGAUGAACAUGGAAUCUUCAACUACGAGAAGUGGUCGGGCAACAUACCGCCAGUGUACCAACCUAAUUACGGUGAUUACGAUUUCCAACACGAAGGGAGAUGGUUCACUUUCGCGCGGGUUAAGAAGAAGGAUAAUGGAAAGGUCAGGGAUUACGACGAGGAGAUUAUCAUCACAUGUGUGGGUAGGAAUGCGGUGCCAAUCAAGGAGCUCCUUGUGUUUGUCAAGAGGUGGAGCCUUAACAAAGCUAGUACGACUACGACGAUCUAUCAAGCGCCUGUACAGAAGCAAGGCGGCGUGCGGUACUGGAAGCGCCAGUCUAGACGUCCAUCGCGACCACUGAGUACUGUGUCCUUGGACCUACAGCAGAAAGCCACAAUUCUUGAAGAUAUUAAUGAAUAUCUCAAUCCCGCCACGGCGCGUUGGUAUGCGGCGCGUGGGAUACCCCAUCGGCGUGGCUAUCUCUUCCAUGGACCCCCGGGGACGGGUAAGACCUCACUGUCAUUCGCUCUGGCGGGCAUCUUCGGGUUGAACAUAUACUGUCUUUCGCUCAACGACGGAAUCUCUGAGUCUGAGCUAAGCACUCUGUUCAAUGACCUACCUAGCCGAUGCGUUCUUCUCCUUGAAGAUAUUGACGCUGCGGGUAUUAGGCGUGAAGGUCUUCCGCCUCCGGUUGUGGCCAAGGAGGACCCUAAAUGUAUUACUAAGGGACCCAAAGUUGAAAUACAAAAUGCACCACAGAGUGUCAUAUCGAAGGCUCCAGCUCCAGAGUCUCUUGAAGAGCCUGCGCAGGAGGAAGACAAAGAACAACCAUCCAAAUCCAAGGCGGCCUCAAAAGAAGCCUCAGGAGGGGCCCAAGGAGCGAUCAGUCUGAGCGGACUCCUCAACGUCAUCGAUGGUGCCGCUUCUCACGAGGGCCACGUGCUCAUCAUGACCACCAACACCCCGGAGAAGCUCGACGACGCCUUGACCCGUCCAGGUCGCGUCGAUAUGCAGAUCGGUUUCACGCUCGCCACACGCGACCAGAUUCGCGACACGUACAUGCGCAUGUUCAGCAACGAUAACCUCACACCCGACGCUUCUCAGGCACCCAAGGUCACAACGAAAAGCCAUAUACCUACACGGGGAGCAAAGAAAGAUCAGCUCGGCGAUAUUAUCCUUCCCAAGAAGUCUAUCGCGGCUGUCGUGGAACCGGACAAGCUAGCGGAGAUGGCACAACAGUUUGCUGAUGCAUUGCCGGAGAAGGUCUUCUCACCGGCGGAGAUCCAGGGCUAUCUGUUGAUGCACAAAAUGGAUCCGGGCAAGGCGAUAGAAGAAGUGGGUAAGUGGAGAGAUGAGACGCUUGAAGCGAAGAAGAAGGCGAGCAAUGUUGUUGCUGCUGCUUGA